Molecule: messenger RNA, 1161 nt
Organism: Cotesia congregata
Lineage: Eukaryota; Metazoa; Arthropoda; Insecta; Hymenoptera; Braconidae
Source: the annotation of a GenBank genome assembly
AUGUUAUCACGAAAGAACAAAGAUUUAAGAACAAUUAAAGAAGGUGUUGUAGGUAAAUAUGUCAAGAAAGAAACUCCACCUGAAAUGCCAAUCAUUAAUGUAUGGACUACUGAGCCUAAUAGAAGAAAUCGAAGACAACAUAAUCAACCAGCGAUUCCUGCUGCAAUGCCAGUACCACAACAACCGAGUAUGGUGCAAAAAUUUGGUAACACCAAGACAACGACAAGUGCUGUAGGUUUAGGAAGUCAUGAAGGAAAAUAUACACCAAAUAGCUCUGUUCCUGAUUUAGCUCAAAGGUUCGCUAGUUUGUCUGUUAAUCCAGGAGUUAUUGAAGGAGCUGUGUCCAGAACAGCUACUCCGUUAUAUCACCCAAGGUUAUCACCGACCAUAUCUUCCUCACAUACAUAUGUUAAUCAGUAUGCAGGUUCAGAGUAUCAUCUUGAUCGUGUUCAAACACCACAAUUGCCUUAUAUACCUUUUGAAAGUGACGUAGCUUAUGAUGAUUUCAAUAAAGCUUAUCAUAACCCUGGAUACAGUCGAGCGCAUUCAGAAAGAUCGAGCUCACGUAAUGAGCAACCAGCCGAGUUACCUCUUCCUCCCGGGUGGUCAGUUGAUUUUACACUGCGAGGAAGAAAGUAUUAUAUUGAUCAUAAUACUAAAACAACUCAUUGGUCUCAUCCGUUGGAAAAAGAAGGACUUCCCACUGGUUGGGAGAGAAUCGAGUCACCUGAAUAUGGUGUUUAUUAUGUCAAUCAUAUCACAAGGCAAGCACAAUAUGAGCAUCCUUGUUAUCCUACGGAACUACAACAGCAAGUAGGCAUUGUAUCACCACCACGGCAUACUCAUUUCCAUUCCCACAGUGUAUUAGUACCAGCAAACCCUUACUUGAAUGAAGAAAUACCUCAUUGGCUAUAUGUGUACAGCAGAGCAUCGAUAACACUUGAUAGAAAAUUACGAUGGGAAUUAUUCCGUUUGCCAGAACUCGAUUGUUUCAAUGCGAUGCUUACCAGACUUUAUAAGCAAGAAUUAGAGGAAGUUGUUAUGAGAUACGAAGAGUAUCGGUCAGCAUUGCUCUGUGAAAUGGAGCAAAGAUUGAAGGAGUUAAAUCCUGAGAAUGAAUCGUCAGCUGGUGCAGUUGCUCUACGACGAUCUUUGCCUUAA